GAAAAUUAGCGACAAAAAUGAAUGAAAGCAGAAAAACCGAUCAAGAAAAAGACCUUGCAGUAAAAAUUGUUGCUGGCCUGUCGAUAAUUCAUCGUUAGUACGAUGUGUGAGUAGAUUUGAGCUCAUGAUUUCCAUUAUCGAUGCAAUUUCCACCAUAACAAAGUGUUGAGAAAACUUGGAAAAUCAUAGCAGUCGAAGACUUGAUGAAUUCUUGAGGUCUAAUUUCCAGAACGAACAUCGUUGUAAAUAAAAGAGUUCGAAUAAAAAAAUUGAUCUCACGUCGAAAACAUGUGUCGAUUUUAUAUGCUGCAUUUCGUGAUGAAUAACUAAUGAUGAAAAAUAUUGGUAUGAUUCAGGGGAAAAAAAUGUAGACAACGCCUGCGACUUACUUACCUAUAACAAAUCGAUUGUAAUGAUGAAACCGUUGAAACUUUUCUUUUCGAGUUCCAAAAUCGGCGUCGAGAUAUUCGAAUGAAACGCCCGCAACCGCCAUCACGUAGGUCAAUGGUUAAAACCAAUCUGCGUACAGCUUGAAUCAUGGACGCUGAGCUAACCUGUGAUCUGCCUUGGAGCGAAAAUUUCUACAACACGUGCUCGAAGAAAUCCAUAAAGAGUCAGAAUCUUCACACGUUUUGCACAGCUCUGAUGAAGUUUUUGAAGCACGUGUGAAAUUUACGGUCACAUGUACACAAUGGCAGAGAAUAUUGAGAUCAUCGUGGGAACGUACGAACAAUUUUUGCUGGGAUACAGUGUCGAGAGUACCGCAAAAAAAUGCAAAUUGACACGUAGCUUCGCAACCCACAGCCACCAGGCUAGUGUCAGAGAUAUUGCUAGCAGUAAACAUUAUUUAGCAUCUGCUGGUGCCGAUGAUUCCAUUUAUUUAUACAACAUGCGAGACCGAAUAGAGUCUGGCAAAUUAACUCACCACAAUGAUACGGUGAAUGGCAUAGCGUUCACUCCAGACUCAUCUCAUAUCCUGACAUGCAGCUCUGACGGGAGCAUAGGCGCAGUACGUUGCGGUAAUUGGAAAUUAGAGAAACACUGGAAAAGUGCUCACAAAGGUUCUCCGGUUAAUUGUUUAUCCAUACAUCCAACCGGAAAGCUAGCCUUGUCUCUCGGUGGUGAUGGUGCACUUAGGACAUGGAAUUUAGUCAAGGGCAGACAGGCUUAUGCUACAAAUUUAGUACCCAAACUAGGAUUGGAUGCUAAAAAUAUUGCAAUUGUUAAAUGGAGUCCAGAUGGCACAAAGUACCUUAUAGCCACAAACUACAAAGUUAUUUUAUACUCUGUAGAAAACGCUGGAAUUAUAGAUGAAAUUGCAUCUGAACUACGAGUUACUUGUGUCGAGUUUUUGGACGAUAACAUAAUAAUCAUUGGUCACGACGAUGGGCAAAUCAAGUUCCACAAUUUUGAUGGCCCUGCACAAAUUUUAUUGCAAAAGAUACAUGACACUAGAGUGAAAGCGGUAGUUAGUACGAGUGAUAUUAUUGCAACUGCGUCCAGCUCUGGUGAAUUGAAACUUUGGAAGUUUAAAAAAAACAAAUUAAUUCUCCUGGGAGCUGAGAAUUGCGGAGCCAGGAUCACGUGCUUAAUUAUUGUUAAGAACUUGGUUAAACCGGAAGUGAAACAAGAAGAAAUUGUGGUACAGGAUAUCGAAAUCGUUACACCAAAGCGGAAUCCGUUGAGAAUCCGGCAGGAAGUUAUAAUCGAAGAUGAGGACGACGACGAAGAAUCGGUUACUUUGGUCAAAACUACAAAGAAAUUGAAACGAAAAUCCGUAACCGAAACGGUUUCGUCGCCAGGUGGCGAAGAACCAAAUCAUCCAGCUCGAAGUAAGGUCAAAAAAUCAAAGACUCAUGAGAAAGGCGUUUUACCGGUGGGAAAAAAGAAGAAACUUCGUAACGCAGUCGAGAAGCCUGAGCCAAAAGGUUUGAAACGUAAGAACGAUUCUGAACCAGAAAUUAGUAGAACUGCGAUUCCAUUCAAAACUUUGGCAACCAAAAAAAUCAAGAAGAAGAGCAAAGAAGGAGAUCCUGCACCGGGUAAUACGAUAGAUCGAGUGUCGCCUACGAAAAAAAGUAAGAGUCUUACGACGCUAAAGCCUGCAUCUAAAAUAACCAAAAAAAAGGUAAAAAAAUUUGUUCAACAGUAACUAGGCAUUUUAUUUGAUCAAUAAAAUAUCAUUCAUA
Messenger RNA from Athalia rosae (coleseed sawfly), 2189 nucleotides. RefSeq names its product p21-activated protein kinase-interacting protein 1-like. Lineage: Eukaryota; Metazoa; Arthropoda; Insecta; Hymenoptera; Athaliidae. Gene Ontology annotation, molecular function: protein binding. The record is from RefSeq and is a predicted model, not a curated record. The transcript has 3 exons. Bases 683 to 2152 code for a protein of 489 amino acids.